AUGAAGAUCUCAAGCGUCUUGGGCCUCGUGGCUGUUUGGUUCGCAGCAGUUGGCUUGGCCAUCGCAUCCGUCACUGGAGAUUUCGAGGACAAGGUCAUCGCAGUCUUGCAGGCUCGUGAUGUUCCAGCUCACCACAUCAAGGAGAUCGUCAAUCUCAUUCCACGUGACACCGUUACCGUUACCACCACUCCUGUCGGCUGCGCUACCUAUGGUCCACCAUCAUAUCUACCAGCACCACCAUCGUCUUAUGGCAUCAUCACCACUGAGACCACUGAUGGUACCACUACUACUUCGGUCACUGGAACUGCGAUCUUGACUCCGGCCAUCACUCCAGAGAUCACCACCACUCCUAUCGAGACUACCUCCCUCGAGACUCCAGUUCCAGCUGUUCCGGUCACUCCCACUGUCGCAACCACUCCGGUCAGUUCCACUACUACCACCAUUGAGAGCACCACCGUUGAGAGUACCACCGUUUCCACCACCGAGGCCACCACUCCUGUCGAGACUUCUACCUCGAGCAGCGUCGUUGAGAGUACCUCCUCUACUACUGCUCAUCUCACUGUCUCCACCACCACCUCGGCUCGGACUACGGUCACUCCAACCACUAGCACCGGCAUUCCACUUGCUCCCAACAAUGGUGCCAACACCCCUGGUAUCAAUGUCGGCUUGCUCGGAUUGGUGGCUAUGGUGGCUCUUAUCUGA
This is a messenger RNA of Capronia coronata CBS 617.96, 702 nucleotides long. RefSeq lists its product as uncharacterized. The transcript has 4 exons. The record is from RefSeq and is a predicted model, not a curated record. Bases 1 to 702 code for a protein of 233 amino acids. Lineage: Eukaryota; Fungi; Ascomycota; Eurotiomycetes; Chaetothyriales; Herpotrichiellaceae.